Molecule: messenger RNA, 2930 nt
Organism: Sodiomyces alkalinus F11
Lineage: Eukaryota; Fungi; Ascomycota; Sordariomycetes; Glomerellales; Plectosphaerellaceae
Exons: 4
Coding region: 430-2928 (832 amino acids)
Biological process (GO): glucan catabolic process
Molecular function (GO): beta-glucosidase activity
Source: RefSeq, a predicted model, not a curated record
ACCGAACAAGGCGACGCCAAGCUCUCCUUCCGUCGACCCAUCCUUGCCUCUAAAUUAUAGCCAGACGCUAUUUUGGUCUGCAUAUGUCCAAUAUCCUAUGCUGACUCUUUUUCCUGGUCCACGACGCUGCGACUUGGGUCUCCGCCAUGCCAUGUCACCCCCUCACCAUGAAGCCUGUAAUGGACCACGCUAGGGCAGACCACACACCCCGACAUCAGUGCCAUUGUCGCGUUCCGCCGUUUUAUCGCGGGUGCGAAUGCGCAUGCGAAUUGAAAUGAUAGACCCUCAAGUGCUGCAUUUCCCUGUCUCUCUGUUGCUUUCCGCCCUCGCCAACUAUUUUUCGGUUCUUACUUUCCGUGCUUCCCAUUUUCAACAUUGGAGUCAAACGAGGACCAGCAUCUACAUCUAAAACCUAAUAGCCUCUUCGACAUGUCCGAGUCAACCAAGGACAUCGACGUCGAAGAGACCCUCGCAGCUCUCAGCCUCAAGGACAAGAUUUCGCUUCUGUCCGGCUCCGGCAUCUGGGAUACGGCAUCUCUCCCCGACCAUGGCAUCCCUUCCGUUCGCUGCACCGAUGGUCCCAACGGCGCCCGUGGCUCUCGCUACUUCAACCCGGUGCCCGCUCUCUGUAUCCCCUGCGGCACCGGUCUAGGCGCCACAUGGAACCCGGAACUCAUCCGCCGUGCCGGCGAACUGCUCUCCCGCGAAUGCGAGGCCAAGGGCGCUCAUAUCUGGCUCGGCCCUACUGUCAACAUCGUCCGCGGACCUCUCAACGGCCGGGGCUUCGAGAGUUUCUCUGAAGACCCUUACCUUGGCGGUAUUCUUGCCGGCGAGAUCAUCCGCGGUGUCCAGAGCCGUGGUACUUCUGCCGCCCUCAAGCAUUUCGUGGCCAACGACCAGGAAACACAAAAGAUGACCGUAGACGUUCGCAUGUCGGAGAGGGCCCUUCACGAGGUCUACCUCAAGCCGUUUCAGAUGGCUGUGAAGAACGGCAACCCCAAGAUCCUCAUGACCUCUUACAACAAGGUCAACGGCACUCACGUUUCCGAAAACGCCCCCAUGCUCCAGGAUGUCGUGCGAAAAGACUGGGGUUUUGACGGUCUCAUCAUGAGCGACUGGUUCGGCGUUUAUUCUUGCGCCGAGUCCAUCAACGCUGGCGUCGACCUCGAAAUGCCAGGUCCCUCCUACUUACGAAGUCAAGCAGCUGACCAAGUCCGUGAUGGGAAGAUCGAAACAGAAACCAUCGACGACCGCGCCCGUCAGGUCCUCAACUUUCUCAACUAUGCCGCCAAGGCACCGGUGUCCGACACGGAGACCAGCCGCGACACGCCCGAGGACCGUGAGCUAAACCGCCGUCUAGCAGGAGAGAGCGUCGUUCUUCUGAAGAACUCGGGUGGACUUCUUCCCCUAGACCCGACGACCUGUGAUGAGGUCGCCAUCAUCGGGCCCAAUGCCAAGCUUGCCAUGGCCUGCGGAGGCGGCAGCGCCAGCCUUCAGCCCUACUACACGUCGUCCGUCUUCCAGGCCAUCAAGGACCAGCUGCCAGAACACGCAAAAGUGCACUACGAGCCCGGCGUCUUCGGCCACGUCCUGCUGCCAGUUCUGACUUCGGAGCAUGUCACCAACGACGCCGGCGAGCCUGGUGCGUCCAUCGAACUCUUCAACGAGCCGGCAUCGACCCCCGGCCGCAAGCCCUUCGACUCCCACACCCUCCCGGACACGACCUACCAGCUGAUGGACUACUGGCACCCGGAGAUGAAGGACCCCUUCUACGUCAGCAUGCGCGCCAACUACGUCGCCGAAUACGACGGCACCCACGACUUCGGCCUCGCCGUCUACGGCAUCGCCAAGCUCUACAUCAACGACGAGCUCGUCAUCGACAACGAGUCGUCCCAAACGCCAGGCGGGAUGUUCUUCGGCAAAGGCACCGUCCAAGUGCGCGGCACCUACGAGAUGCAGGCCGGCCAACCGUACACCCUCCGCGUCGAAGCGGGCAGCGCCGCCCUGUCGAAAGUCGAGACGCCGGAUUCCAUGGCCAUCCCGGGCGGCGCCCUGCGUCUCGGCGGGUGCGUCCACAUCGAGCCGCAAGACGGCAUCCGGAGGGCCGCCGAGCUGGCGAAACGGUGCCAACACGUCUUCGUCGUCGCGGGUCUCAAUUCGGACCUCGAGAAGGAGGGCAAGGACCGCGAGUCCAUGUCGCUGCCCCCGCACGUCGACGAUCUUGUCGGGGCCGUACUCGAGGCGAACCCUGACGCCGUCGUCGUCACGCAGGCGGGCAACCCCAUUGCGCUGCCGUGGCGGGACCGGGCCAAGACGGUGCUGCAUAGCUGGUACGGGGGGAACGAGGCCGGUAAUGCGGUGGCGGAUGUGGUCUUUGGCAGGGUCAAUCCCAGCGGGAAACUGCCCGUCACGUUCCCGGCGAGGUUGGAGGAUGGGCCCAGUUUCCUCAGCUUCGGGGCCGACAAUGUGUCGAUUUACUACGCGGAGGACGUUUUCGUCGGCCAUCGCUGGUUUGAGGCCAGGAAGAUCGAACCCGCGUUUGCAUUUGGUCACGGUCUCAGCUACACAACCUUCACGACAUCAGACAUGCAGGUCUCGGAAAAGGAAGCCACCAUCACCAUCGAGAACACCGGCUCCCGUGCCGGCUCGGAGGUUCUCCGUCUCUACAUCUCGCACAAGGGCAAGUCGCGUUUCAUCAGGCCCGUCCGGACCCUGGGUGGAUUCCAAAAGGUGUCCCUCGAGCCCGGCGAGAAGAAGCGCGCGGCGUUGCCGAUCGACAAGCACGGCACGUCUGUGUGGGACGAGGCGAAGAAGGCGUGGUGCGUGGAGGCCGGGGAGUACGUGGCUUCAGUGGCGGCGGGCGAGGGAACGACGGUGCUUGAGGGCCGGUUUUCGGUGGGUGAGGAUGUCUUUUGGACAGGUCUGUGAGG